Messenger RNA from Drosophila obscura, 609 nucleotides. RefSeq lists its product as uncharacterized. The transcript is spliced from 6 exons. Lineage: Eukaryota; Metazoa; Arthropoda; Insecta; Diptera; Drosophilidae. The record is from RefSeq and is a predicted model, not a curated record. Bases 72 to 587 code for a protein of 171 amino acids.
UUUUGCAGGUUUCACGAUUAAUUAAUUCAGAAUGUCAGAACCCACAAACAAAAUUAGACGUGUCCUAUUUAAUGACAAUGGAGCCAUCACCCAAUGAUGAGGUGAUAUCCGUAUUGAGAGAAGAGAUGAAGCUGCUCCGUGAACAAAAUGCUGUGCUUAUGAAAAAACUAGAUGUAAUGGCGGAGAAGCUCGCAGAAGCCACCGCCCUUAUCAAAGUGAGCGUUAAGGUGGAUGAGGUCCCGGCUGCUAUGAGCUUGUCAAUAAAGUCGGAGGAGGAGCUCGAUCGUUUUAAGGAGUCAUUGACUCCUCAGAUAAAAGAUUUCUACAUAAAUAAAGUUCGGAAGAUGCUGGAAAGCUGCACCCUCUCUAAGUGCCUGAAAAGUGUUGUAAAUGAGAAUACAAUCAACACAUACAAUUUAGACGGCACUUGCGGCAAAAAGCGGCUAAAAAGCAGAGUUGGCCUGUAUUCGAUUCUCAAAGAAGCAUUGGAGCAAAUAAAUCCAAUAGACUCGGCCGAUAGAUCAAUAAGAAAGGCGAUCCAAAAUGUAAAAAAUAACACCACAAAGAAGAAUACCAGAAAUAAAUAAAAAAUAAUAUUGACACUUAAAA